Molecule: messenger RNA, 419 nt
Organism: Struthio camelus australis
Lineage: Eukaryota; Metazoa; Chordata; Aves; Struthioniformes; Struthionidae
Gene: RBP7
Product: retinol binding protein 7
Biological process (GO): fatty acid transport
Cellular component (GO): nucleus; cytosol
Molecular function (GO): fatty acid binding
Source: RefSeq, a predicted model, not a curated record
GUGCUAGUCUGGCAAUGCCUGUGGAUUUCAAUGGAACCUGGAACCUUACCAGUAAUGACAACUUUGAAGGUUACAUGCUGGCCUUAGGUAUUGACUUUGCAACACGCAAGAUAGCAAAAAUGCUGAAGCCACAGAAGGUGAUCCAACAGGAGGGCAACUCUUUUUCUAUCCAUACCACUAGCACAUUCAGAGAUUAUUUGCUCCAGUUCAAAAUUGGAGAAGAGUUUGAAGAAGAUAAUAAAGGUCUGGAUAACAGAAAAUGUAAGAGCCUAGUUACGUGGGACAAUGAUAAACUCGUCUGUGUCCAGACUGGUGAAAAGAAGAACAGGGGCUGGACUCACUGGAUUGAAGGAGAUGACCUCCAUCUGGAGCUUCGUUGUGAGAAUCAAGUUUGUAAACAAAUCUACAAGAGAGCUUGA